Episyrphus balteatus (marmalade hoverfly) is the source of this 8254-nucleotide messenger RNA. RefSeq lists its product as uncharacterized. Gene Ontology annotation, molecular function: nucleic acid binding. The record is from RefSeq and is a predicted model, not a curated record. Lineage: Eukaryota; Metazoa; Arthropoda; Insecta; Diptera; Syrphidae. The transcript is spliced from 2 exons. The coding region runs from base 53 to 2509 and encodes 818 amino acids.
UGUAACGUAUGGUACGUCUCCGGCGCCAUUUUUGGCGAUACGGUGUUUAAAGAUGUUGGGCGAUGCUAACGAGUCUGCUUUCCCUACGGGGUCAGAUGUUAUUCGAAGAGAUUUUUACGUUGAUGAUCUCUUAACUGGUGCCGAUAAUCUCGAAACACUUAAAAUAAUGAAAUUCGAGAUUCAAGAAAUCCUUACAAAAGGAGGGUUUCAAUUAGCCAAAUGGUUUUCAAAUCAUCCAAGGUAUCUUAAUACUGAGAGUUCUGAAAAAUCAAUAAAUUUUAAUGAUUCAGACUACACAAAAACUCUGGGAAUUUGUUGGCACCCUAAAGAAGAUACAUUUAGCUUCAAUUUGGACAAUAAUUUCCAUGAUCUACGAGCUACUAAGAGAAACAUACUAUCAGUUUCCGCUCGUCUUUUCGAUCCUCUUGGUUUGUUAUGCCCCAUAGUAACCAAAGCAAAAAUCUUAUUACAAGAGCUUUGGAUAGCAAAAAUUGAUUGGGAUGAGUCGAUUCCAUUGCGCCUUGAUACCAGUUGGCAAAAUUUCAAAACUAAUUUAUCUCAACUUGGCGAGAUAAAACUACCUAGAUUUGUCGAAACUCAUUCGAACGCAAAAAUUCAAGUUCAUGGGUUUGCCGAUGCUUCGACGAGAGCUUACGGUUGUUGUAUUUACAUCCGAAGCCAAAGCACGGCCGGUAUCAAGUCGACGCUAUUAACUGCAAAGUCUAGGGUGGCCCCUUUGAAAACAAAAUCGAUCCCUCGAUUAGAACUUUGCGCAGCGCAUACUCUUGCUAAGUUAUGGACAAGAGUAGAGGCAAUGUUGAGUCUUGACGUCGAACAAGUUAUUUUCUGGACCGAUUCCGAAAUAACUUUGCAUUGGAUAAAAACACAUCCAUCUACGCUUACAACUUUUGUAGCAAAUAGAGUGUCCGACAUCCAAGAGUGGACACAAAAAGUAUCAUGGAGACAUGUACCAACAAAACAAAAUCCAGCAGACAUUCUGUCAAGAGGCUGUAAUGUUGAAGAAAUCAAUGCGUCAAUUUGGUUCGAAGGUCCACAGUUCUUAUUGAACGAACAAUCAUCGUGGCCGGUCAAUUCGCAUUUUGAGUUGUCUCCAGAAGAUGAAGCUUUAGAAAAACGUAAAAUAAAUAUGGCUCUAAUAGCAGUAGAAAAACCUCGAACUAAACUUCUAGAUUUUAUAGAAGAAGAAUCCUCAUAUACCGACCUUAUAACUACGUUUGCUUACAUAAUGCGAUUCUUUAAAAUAUCAAAAAACAAAACAGAUAAAAUAUUGGAAGAAUUGCCAACGGCAAAAGAGAGAAACUUGGCGUUUCUAAGAAUAGUUGAAAUCGUCCAAAGUUAUGAAUUUCCAGAAGAAAUUGAAAAACUUCGUAGGAAAAUAACUCUUCAAAAUAGUAUUCAAAAACUUAAUCCGUUUAUUCAUGAGUUUCAAGACAACGAAUUUUCAUUUUCGCAGAUUCGUGUAGGUGGUCGUCUUUUGAACGCUCCAAUUGAAUAUGAUGCAAAAUUCCCACUUUUGUUAACGAAAAAUUCACCAUUUGUAAAAACGUACUUAACGUAUUUGCACCGAAAAAAUUGCCAUGCUGGACCUCAAGCUAUGGUGGCAUUGCUUCGAGAAAAGAUUUGGCUAAUAAAUGCCAAAGAAGCUUGCCAAAAGGUUGUGCGACAAUGUAUUAAUUGUUUUAAGUACAAACCGAAAUUACUUACCCAAAUCAUGGGUAAUCUACCAGCGGAUCGAUUGCGAGCGCAACGACCGUUUUUAGUAUGUGGAGUAGAUUUCUGUGGCCCGGUAAAUACCACUCUUAAAAUUCGUGGCCGGCCGCCGAAUAAAACUUAUAUUUGCGUUUUUGUUUGUUUCGCCUCCAAAGCUGUACAUAUUGAAUUAGCUUCUAAUUUGUCGUCUGAAUGUUUUAUUCUCGCCCUCAAAAGGUUUAUCUGUCGCCGAGGGAUUCCGAAGACGAUGUAUUGCGACAACGGGACGAACGGGCCUAUGGGAGGCGGCGGUCAAAGCGGCGAAAACGCUGUUACAGCGUACCGUGGCCAACGCACUCCUUACAACCGAAGAGCUGCUCACCGUGGUGAUCGAGGUCGAGGCAAUCCUCAAUUCAAGGCCAAUCGCACCACUAAGCGCCGAUCCCAACGACGGAGAAGCCCUCACACCAGCGCAUCUGCUAAUAGGCAGCAGCUUACGAUCGCUGCCCCCAGAACCAGUGCCGGAACGGCAAACGGGCUGCUUGAAAAGAUGGCAGCUUCUAUGCUGGCUCAAGCAGCAGUUCUGGCAGAAGUGGUCCAGGGAGUAUCUGCUUGGCCUACAAGCGCGAUCCAAGUGGAUACUGGAGCAGCCCAAUCUCGUCGUGGGCAAACUCGUCCUAAUCCACGAGGACAACUUACCUCCUCAGCGGUGGAAAACAGGCCGCGUUAUAGGGGUCGUCGAAGGGCAGGACGGCAAGGUCAGGGUCGCCGACGUCAAAACGUCCAACGGCGUGCUUAGACGCCCAAUCGUUAAACUGGCCCCCCUUCCUGAUGAAGACUCUUGAAGACUACAGCCUUUCAACGUGGCCGGUGUUUCGUCAUUACGAAUAUUUUAAAAAUAAAUUGAAUUUGAAUUAUAUAAAAUAAUGAAUUAAAAUUUGAAUCUAAAACUACUACAUUUUUGUUUAAAAAUUUCAUUAUUGUGAAUUUACUUUAAAUGGUAUAAAAUUCAAAUUUCGCGCCCAUCCGGCCAUAUUUAAUUUCAAAACAUAAAAUAAAGAAGAAGAAGAAAAAGAAAUGAAUAAUAAAAUCAUUCCACACGAAGUAACCGCACUCUAUACACGCAUUUUUAUAUGAACUCGUUUUUCUCAAAAAAAGUUAAAUUUUCAAGUUUUUUAAAUUUAAGCUCAAGUAAGAGCAUCAAUUCGUAAAAAAGAUUACGAAAUUUCACCAAGAGUUCUAUUGAAGUAAAAUUAUAGCGAUUAUUUUCAAUAGAAGAAUUUUAGUUCAAGAUUUUUUAAUUAUUUUAAUUUGAUUUCAAAAUUUGCAUACGAUUGAAAUGGCUGGCAGUGUUCCCACGUAUAGUUCCUCAAACGAUUUGUGGGAAUACGUCUCGGGGGCAUCUGAAAAGCCAACUGAACCUCCUGCUGCAGUUCAAGAAUGGUGUAAACAAGAUGGAAAGGCCAGAGCUGACCUGAUUUUCUCCAUUCAUCCUUUGGAACUAAAGUAGAUUCGUGGAUGCGAAACAUCACGAAGUGUGUGACUCACACUCAAGUUAGCGUCAAUUUACGCUUCAAAAGGUCCAGCAAGGAAGGCAUCACUGUUGAAACAGUUAAUCCUUCAAAAGCUAGACGAUAGCGGUGAUGUGAGGGAGCAUAUGGCAAAUUUUUUCGAUGCGGUGGAUAAGCUUGAAAGCAUGAAAGUGACCAUAAAUGGUGAUUUAUUGUCAAUAAUGCUUUUGUAUAGCCUUCCGUCUUCUUUCGAAAAUUUCCGAUGUGCGAUCGAAUCUCGCGAUGAUGUUCCUUCUGCUGAAGCAUUGAAAGUCAAGAUUAUUGAAGAAUGCGAAGCAAGAAAGCAAUCAACUGAGGGUGCAGUUAUUGCAAUGUCAUCAAGAAAUUCAAGAGGUUCGUUUAAGACUCAACAUAGGUCUGGAGAAUUAUCGCAUAAAAAGGUAAAAUGUUUUAAAUGUGGUAUUACAGGUCACAAGGCGAAUGUGUGUCAAACUAAGAAGUCUGAAUUCCCCAAAAAGAAGUCAAAGCAAUAUGCGCAUAAUACAGACGAUUCGUUUGCUGUAAAUUAUCUUACGAAUUCGCUAUGCAAAGACGAAUCGGGAAUGGAUUCUUGAAAGUGGUUGCACAUCUCAUUUGUGCGGUGAUGAAGUUCUUUUCCAAUCCUUACAUGAAUCACCUAAGGCAAAGCUGAACCUUGCUAGCAAUGCAACAGCCAAAGUCAAAGGAAGAGGUAUUGUGCAUUUAACUGCGGCUAGCGAUAAAGGUCCUCGCUUGAUUGAAUUCAAGGACACUUUAUUUGUCCCGGAGUUGCGAACAAAUUUAAUUUUAGUAGCACGACACACUAAUAAGGGACAUGAAGUCAAGUUUGAGAAGGAAUUAGAUAUUGUUCAAGCUAAAGUUGUACAAUUUCUAUGAUUGCCGAUAGAAGAGGUGAUCUUUAAAUAGUAAGAGAACAGCUCAAUUGCGCAAAAGUGGUUGUCCGACCUGAUUGCUCCGAACUGUUGAAGUGGCAUGAAAGGUUGAGUCAUUUGAACAGCAAAGACAUUUUAAAGCUGAUUCAAAUCGGUGGAAUUCCUGCGAUUAAUACGAAAUACCAUGAAAAACUUGAUUUCGAUGUGUGCAUUAAAGGAAAGAUGGUGGGAACACCAUUUCAAAAAUCUCGUGAAUCUUGUGAAGAGAUUUCAAAAGUAAUACAUUCUGAUGUUGUUGGUCCAUUUCGAAAAGAAUCAAUCUGUGGUGCAAAAUAUUUUGUCACAUUUAUAGAUGAAAGUACUAGAUGGUGGGAGGUUUAUUCUGAAACAGAAAAGUGGCGUUUUUGAUGCAUUCAAAAUGUAUCAAAAUUAUGUUGAAAGGCAAACUGGCGCAAAAAUAAAAUAUCUACAAUCAGAUAAUGGUUGUGAGUAUUGUAAUGCUAAUUUUGAUCGAUAUCUUUCAGAUAGAGGCAUUAAGAGAAGAUUGACGAUUCCUCACACUCAUUUGGGUCGAAGGUGCACAUUUUGGACAACAAUCUAGGCACGGAUAAGCUAGCGACAAGAUCUGUUGAAGGAAUUUUUGUUGGGUAUCCGCGAGAAAGUAAAGGAUAUCGCGUGUGGGUACCGAGUAAACGUCAAAUUGUGCAUAUUCGUGAUCUGAAAUUCGUUGAAGAGAAAUCAUAAGAACUUCCAAAUGAUUGUUCUGCUGAAGUAGAUGAGUUGUUCAUUUUGUGGCAAAAUAGAAAGCCCGAAAAAUUGAAAGAUGAAGUUAUUUCUGAAGAAAAACAUGAAUCAAACGAACAAAAUUCACUUACCUAUCUUAAAAGAGCUCCUGGAAGGCCAGGUUUACUUCGCACUGGAAGCGGAGGGCGUCCAAGAAAACUUUUUCAAACAACAGAAUCGAAGGAAGAAAACGAAGAAGAAAACCUUCAAAGAUUAGCUGAACCUGAAAACGAAAUUGAAGAGUUUGGUGGAAAUUUCGUUUCCGAUUCUUUAUAAUUAAAAAAAUAUAUACUUUUGUCUCAUAGAGACAUAACAAUUAAUUAAAACGCAAGAAUUUAUUUAAUAUAUUAUUAACUAAAUAAGCUUCCCAUCCCUUACCACGGAUGCACAGUGUGGCCAAUCACGAAUCUAGCUGGACAAAAUUAAUAACUCGCGUUUAAUCGACUUUUUUUCUAAACAGUUUUAAACAAAUGAAUGUGAAUAGAUAAAAUUCUAUAAAAAAGAAAGAUUUUUUAAAAAGAAAUCUAUAAUUUCUGCAAAAAGUGGGUCAAAAUAGUGAUGAAGAAAAUGCAUUUUUGAUUAUGUUUCCGUAAACAUAUUCUAUGAUUGGAUAUACUUAAUUAUUUAAAAAAACGCUUGAAAAAUCUCAAUAAAUAAAAACUCUAUUGCUAUUCACGAAAAAAGAGAGGCAGAAUAAUUAGGUUUUAUUAACAAAUAGAACUUUUACACACGUUUUUGCCAGGUGACAUACAUGAUUUAUUUUCUCAAUAUCAUGCUUUAAAUUAAAAUGUUAGCAAUGAUUUUAAUUAAAUAUGCUUCACAAUCAUAAAAAAUGGCAUCACCUUUAAAAAUAUCUGCAGAUAAUUUAAAAAAGUAACUCCUUUUUGUGCGAUGCAAACUUGAAACAUAAGGGCCUAUUAAAAACAGCUGUGUUUAUAUUACCUUCGAUGUUUUUCAAGCUAAUAAUUCUCUAAAUUUAAGAUGUUUAAGAUGUUCCGACAGAAAAGCAUCAUUCAUCAAUGAUAAUGCCUCAUUAGAUUGAAAACUCCAGUGGUCUAGUGGUUCCAGAGGAUCAGAACUUAAUCUUUUAUACAUUUUGAUCCUUCACUCAAAGAACAUUUCUAUAAAUCCUUUCCGGUAUUAUUGGAAUAUGCUUUUUAAAUUUUGCGGAGAGCGAUUCUAAUGAUUUUAACUAUUUUCUAAUGGAUAGGUGCACUUAGGAGACUUUUAACCUUCCGUUUGUUAUUUUUUUUUCCGUUUUUUUAGUUUUUAAAAAUUCUUUUCUACUUUUGUUUCACUAUCUACUGUUUUUGUUUAUGUAGUUAUCACAUAAUAUUGGUCAAGCAAAAUGAAAUUCAUGUUUAAAGAGUGGUCCAAAGUGUCUUCCACCUUUUUUGUCUUUUUUCGCUUAACUUGAAGCACAAAACUUUUAUAUAUGUUUUUAAUUUUUAUUUAUUGUCAAAAAUGUUCCAAAGAUGAUACCUGCUCAUUAAAAGAUCAAAAAAACUGUCUUUUCGAUCUUAUUUGGCAGUUUUGACACAUUUUUCGAAAAUUUGUUUUUUUGAAUAUCUUGACUUCAUUUUGAAAAGUGAAAAAAGUUGUAUGGCGGUCGAGAAAACGCGAGACAUGUAACUAGCUAAUCUUAAUGACAACACUCCACCAAACACUAAUUAAUUAAUUUCAGACCGGAAAAAUGCGGAAAAAUUAACUUUACCUCUAUUUGAAAAACAAAGAUAUUUUUUUUUGCACUUCCUAGCCUUCAUACAGAAUUUAUUUUUUUUUAAAUAGUUGCAAUGGUAAUUAAUAAAUAAAAAUUAUAAUACCUUACCCCCAAAUGUAGAUUAACAAUUAAAAAAAACAAUUACAACAAAAAAACUACCACAGCGUUUUUAGUCGUCAACCAAACUCAAGCGAAAAAUAGAAUACUUUGUAUUAUCUCCAUCCAACUGUUGACAAGAACCAACUUUCAAGCUUAGCUUACGAUAAUCCGAGAUGAAAACAAAAAAAACAAACAUGAAUUACAGUUACCCAUUGUAUUGAGAAGCUCUGCUCAUGAUUUAAAAUCAUGUGGCUAAACUUUUUUUUUUCUAUUUUGUCCAGUCAGAUUGGCGAAUUACCACACUGUGGGAUGGGGGGAAAUCUUCAGCUGAACGUAGAACUAAGACUGAAUUAAGACUGAAAAUUACAAUGUUUGACCCUUUUUAUGAUUAUUAUAUGCGACAUCCACUGAAGAUCGUUUGCCCACUGCCCACUGAUUUCAAUAAUUUUCUUAUGAUCCCUAUGCAUUGCGACUUGGAUGCGAAUAUCUUCUAAACGGUUAAAGCAACCAAUUUGAGGCCAAGGACUUUUUUGUAGAACAUUUAAGACCCUACGAUAAUCCAUCUUACUAAUUUAAUAAUAAUGACUUUUCAGUGAAUUAGAAAAUUUUAAAAAGAAAAAAAAAGUUUUUAUAUUUUUGUUUAACUUUGACCUCGAAUAUCUUUCAAAUGGUUAGAUUAAUAAAAAAAGUUAAUAAGAUCUUUUUUGUGGAGCAAUCUGUUUCCUACAAGAAUAUGUCAUGUGCGUUUGAUUAUUAUUAUUUUUCAAUUUGUUACAAAAUUUAGAAUAAAAAACGAAUUUUUAAAGAUAUUCUCGAUUUUUGGACCUCAAAUAUCUACUAAACGGUUAGAUAAUUCAAAAAAGUGUAUUUAACUUUUUUUGUAGAGCGUUCAAUUUUCAACAAAAAUAUGUAAAAAAAAUUGGCUUAAAAGUCAAUUAAUAAAAAAUUUUUUUUUUUUUCUUGUAGAAGCUUGAUUUAAAAAUGGAAAAUUGAAAAGUGGAGGACCUUCCCAAUAAGAUAAAGAGCUCAUAUUUGGUGAGUAUAUUCUAGAGGUGUUUAGCAAUCGAGUUUUCGAAGUACCAAAUCAAAAAAAACGAAUUUCCAUUUUUUUUACCCACCCUUAUAUACAGGGUGUCCCACAGUCACCACCCCGAACGAAAACCAUGGAUUCCUGCAUUUUAAGUCCAAAAACUUAAGAGAAUAGGGGCACGGCCUAGCUCGACGGAUGGGGAGUGGUUCUUGCCCCCUCUUCAUCAUUUCCAAAUCAACAAAUCAAAUAUCAUGCCAGGAAAUGUAUAGUAUAGGAUAGGAAACGGAAAUAUUAGGAUAAGGAAACGGAAGUUUUGAAGCAACGGUUUGAAAACAAAAUCUUAAACAUAAACUCUUACAACUAACUAACUAUAAAUAUGUUUUAUAUUUUUUUAUAUUCUUAUAACCAAAUAUAAAAAUAUAAGAAAUGAUAUCAAUAUAAAUAGAUAUGACCAAUUUUUAUAUCAAAUAAAACUAACCUAAUUAACCUA